Carassius auratus (goldfish) is the source of this 926-nucleotide messenger RNA. It is a transcript of the gene cplx4a, whose product is annotated as complexin 4a. The record is from RefSeq and is a predicted model, not a curated record. Gene Ontology annotation, molecular function: syntaxin binding. The transcript has 3 exons. Gene Ontology annotation, cellular component: terminal bouton; SNARE complex. The coding region runs from base 406 to 885 and encodes 159 amino acids. Lineage: Eukaryota; Metazoa; Chordata; Actinopteri; Cypriniformes; Cyprinidae. Gene Ontology annotation, biological process: neurotransmitter transport; synaptic vesicle exocytosis; regulation of neurotransmitter secretion.
GACGUCAACAUUGGAGACUGCCCUAAUCUGCAAAACACAGAUUUCAUAGUUUUCAAGUUCUCCUACUGUUUUUACUCUAUUUAGAGCUCUUGAUUGAUUAAAUGCGUAGAGUUCUUUCACUUUUAUUGCUUGGAAAAUAAAAAAGGAACAGCCAUCUGCCUCUCAGUGUAGAUGGCCGCAACUUAAUCCAGAUUAUGGCUGCAGCAUAAACGUUUUUUUUUUUUUUUUUCUGGCCGCCAUUACUAGUCAACAGUGUGUCCUUGAUAACAGACAGGCAGGUCGGUUAGCCUAGCUCCAAUUAGACCACCAACUAUCCAUCUGAGGGACUUCUCUGGACUUUCACCAAAAGAUUUCAGGAAAUCGCAACUUGCCGUCAAGCUUGAGACUCCAUCGGGGUGGAAAAAAAUGGCAUUUCUAAUCAAAAGUAUGGUGGGGAACCCACUCAAAGGAAUGGGAUUUGGAGGAGGAGAGGAAAAGGCUGAGGAAGAAACCCCCAAGGACCCUGCAGCGGCCGCCGGUAUGACUAGAGAAGAAUAUGAGGAGUACCAGAAACAGGUGGUGGAGGAGAAAAUGGAAAGAGAUGCAGACUUCUUGCACAAGAAAGCAGAGAGGGCGACUCUGAGGGUCUGUCUACGAGACAAAUACAGACUUCCUAAAAGUGAGCAGGAUGAGAAUAUGAUCCAGAUGGCAGGAGAUGACGUGGACGUUCCCGAGGAGCUGCUGAAGAUGGUGGAUGAGGAUGCCACGGAGGAGGAGGAGAAGGACUCCAUCCUGGGACAGAUGCAGAACUUACAGAACAUGGACAUGGAUCAGAUAAAGGAGAAAGCCAGUGCUACACUGACAGAGAUCAAGACCAAGGCUGAGGAGAAGUGUUCUGUCAUGUAGCAGUUUAGCAAAUUCGCACAUUUCUACAAACCAGGUUGGGU